UGUAUGUGUGUGUUGGUCGAUGUGUGUGUUGGUCGAUGUGGGUGUGUGUGCUCUGAUUUCCUGAUAUGAGGAAACUUUCUUUCCGAUGGAGUCACACUGAAACGUUUCAGAAUGAAACUGCUGUAGGAACACACACACACACACUUCAUUCAGAUAUGUGUGUGCGUGUGUGUGUGUGUGUGUGUGUUUUUACAGAACUGACAGACUCAGACAGGAAGUGUCACCUUAAACCAAAACCAGCUAAGAAGAAACAACGCAAGGGACGGACAAUUGUAAACUUCAGACAGAUGUCCAUCAGUGCCAAGAAUGAACGUGAUGUGAUGAAAACCUGAGAGCAACUCACACACACACACGCACACACACACCCACCAUGAGUACGACAGCAGUGCACUCAGCCUCACUACCUGUGGAGGAGCCGACCACGCCCCCACCAAUGACCACGCCCCCUCGCAAAGCCUCAGUCCGCCUGCAGGAGAGACGUGGCUCUAACCUGUCCCUGCUCUUGGAUGUGAGCAGUCUGGGGGUGGAGCCUGUGUGCUCUGUCUCCACCCCAAAGGAGGUGUGGCUUCAGCUGCUCCACACCUCGUCCAGACCGCUCACACACACACUGCUGCAGCACGCCGCCACCAACACGCACACGCUCAACGACGAGUAUCAGAAGAUCCCACCCAACUUUGUGAGCGCUGAAGAGCUCGAUGUCCCUGGACACAUGAUGAAGGACAGAUAUAAGACCAUUCUGCCCAAUCCUGAGAGUCGCGUGAUUCUGAGGAGCCUGGAUGAGGAGGCGGGGCCAGACCGCUACAUCAAUGCCAACUACAUCAGGGGUUACAAAGGAACACCGCACGCCUACAUCGCCACCCAGGGGCCGAUGGUGCACACUGUGGGCGACUUCUGGGACAUGGUGUGGCAGGAGAGGAGCAGUGUCAUCGUCAUGGUUACCAGACUGAAGGAGAACAAUGAGAAGUGUGAGGUGUACUGGCCACAGCUGAGAAGGAUGAAGGUGAGGGACGAGGAAAGGAGGCAAGAAGAUGAGGAGGGAGAGACGAGGCAGUUCGGGAGGUUCCUCCUCAGAGUGAGAGACAGUCAAGAGAAAGAUUGCUUCACCAUCACUGACAUGGAGAUCCAGCUGUGUUCCGAGCGUCGUCCUAUCAGACAUUACUGGUUCACCUCUUGGCCCGACCACCACAUUCCACAAUGCACUGCUCCUCUGCUGAGGUUGGUGGAGGAGGUGGAGUCGUACAGGAAGUCCCUCCUACUGCCCGCCCCUCAGCCAACCGCAGGCCCCACCCCCGGCCCUGGACCAAUCAUCGUCCACUGCAGUGCAGGUAUAGGUAGGACAGGUUGUUUUAUAGCCAGCAGUAUUUGUGUUGAGCAGCUCAGAGAAACAGCUCAGGUGGACAUUCUAGAGGCAGUGUGUCAGCUUCGACUGGACAGAGGUGGUAUGAUCCAGACCACAGAACAGUACCAGUUCUUGUACUCGACUCUGGCCCAGUUCAGCUCUCAGCUACAACACCAGCAGGAGCAGAACCAGCAGCUCAGCACACAGUUACAGAACCUUCAGCUGGACAACACACAGAACCUACACAUACACAGCUGAAGAAACCCAACAGAACCUCAGAACCAACAGAACCUGAAACAAAAUAAAUGAGUCUAUCAGCA
Molecule: messenger RNA, 1659 nt
Organism: Solea senegalensis (Senegalese sole)
Lineage: Eukaryota; Metazoa; Chordata; Actinopteri; Pleuronectiformes; Soleidae
Product: tyrosine-protein phosphatase non-receptor type 7-like
Exons: 11
Coding region: 371-1597 (408 amino acids)
Biological process (GO): protein dephosphorylation
Molecular function (GO): protein tyrosine phosphatase activity
Source: RefSeq, a predicted model, not a curated record